Messenger RNA from Ctenocephalides felis (cat flea), 2763 nucleotides. RefSeq names its product ankyrin-1-like. The coding region runs from base 1 to 2763 and encodes 920 amino acids. Lineage: Eukaryota; Metazoa; Arthropoda; Insecta; Siphonaptera; Pulicidae. The record is from RefSeq and is a predicted model, not a curated record. Gene Ontology annotation, molecular function: protein binding. The transcript has a single exon.
AUGCAAGAAGUUGAUAAAAAGGAUACAAAUCCUGUAGUCCAUAACAAAAAACAAAUAGUAUCUCCGCCUUUAUUAGACACAAAUGCUAAGAUAAACAAUAUAGCUAAUAAAAAUUGGUCGCUCUUGCACGUUGCGGCACACAACGGAGAAAUAGCAAGGGUUCGAUACUUGAUAGGCCUAGGUGCCAAAAUAGAUGCCGAAAAUGAUGACAAGUUGACGCCACUUCAUUUUGCCGCUAUGAAUGGAUUUAUAGAUAUGGUUCAACUAUUGAUCGACAAAGAAGCAAAUAUUGAAGCUAUCGACGAUAAACGACGGACGCCAUUAUAUGUUGCAUCUCAAAAUGGUCACUUGGAAGUAGUGAAGUUUCUGAUUAGUAAAGACGCAAAUAUCAAUGCUGUUGAAGAGGAAAAUUGGACACCAUUGCACAUCGCAUCUGGAAAUGGUCACUUGGAGGUAGUGCAGUUUCUAAUUAGUAAAGGCGCCAAUGUCAACGCCGCUGAUAACACAAAUUGGACUCCAUUGCACGUUGCAUCUGAAAAUGGCCACUUGGAAUUAGUUCAGUUUCUCAUUAGUGAAGGCGCCAAUGUCAAUGCUGUUGAAGAGGAAAAUUGGACUCCUUUGCACAUCGCAUCCGGAGAAGGUCACUUGGAGGUAGUGCAGUUUCUGAUUAGCAAAGGCGCUGAUAUUAACAGUGCUGAUUGGUUGAAAGAGACACCAUUGUACAAAGCAGUUCAAAAUGAUCACUCUGAUGUAGCCCAAAAAUUAAUUACUAACGACGCCAAUGUCUAUGCUGUUAAUGAACAAAACCGGACUCAACUCUACAUUGCAUCUCAAAAUGGUCACUUGGAGGUAGUGCAGUUUUUGAUUAGUCAAGGCGCAAAUGUCAAUGCUGUUGAAGAGCAAAAUUGGACUCCAUUACACAUCGCAUCUCGAAAUGGUCACUUGGAGGUAGUGCAGUUUCUGAUUAGUAAAGGCGCAAAAGUCAAUGCCGUUGAUAAAAUAAAUUUGUCUCCAUUGCACAUUGCAUGUGAAAAAGGUCACUUGAAGGUAGCGCAGUUUCUGAUUAGUAAAGGCGCAAAUGUCAAUGCCGUUACUAUUAUAAAUUGGACUCCAUUGCACAUCGCAUCUGAAAAUGGCCACUUGGAGUUAGUUCAGUUUUUGAUAAGUAAAGGCGCCAAUAUCAAUGCCGUUGAAAAUAUAAAUUGGACUCCAUUGCACAUCGCAUCUGAAAAUGGCCACUUAGAGGUAGUGCAGUUUUUGAUUAGUAAAGGCGCAAAUGUCAAUGCUGUUGGAGCGGUAAAUUUGACUCCAUUGCACGUCGCAUCUGAAAAUGGUCACUUGGAGGUAGUGCAGUUUCUGAUUAGUAAAGGCGCCAAUAUCAAUGACGCUAAUGAUACAAAUUGGACUCCCUUGCACAUCGCAUCCGGAGAAGGUCACUCGGAAGUAGUAAAGUUUUUGAUUAGUAGAGGCGCCAAUGAUAAUGCUGUUAAUGAUGGAUAUGAGACUCCGUUGCACAUUGCAUCUCGAAAUGGUCACUUGGAGGUAGUGCAGUUUCUGAUUAGUAAAGGCGCCAAUGUCAAUGCCGCUAAUGAUACAAAUUGGACUCCCUUGCACAUCGCAUCCGCAGAAGGUCACUCGGAAGUAGUAAAGUUUUUGAUUAGUAAAGGCGCCAAUGAUAAUGCUGUUAAUGAUGGAUAUGAGACUCCGUUGCACAUUGCAUCUCGAAAUGGUCACUUGGAGGUAGUGCAGUUUCUGAUUAGUAAAGGCGCCAAUGUCAAUGCCGCUAAUGAUACAAAUUGGACUCCCUUGCACAUCGCAUCCGCAGAAGGUCACUCGGAAGUAGUAAAGUUUUUGAUUAGUAAAGGCGCCAAUGAUAAUGCUGUUAAUGAUGGAUAUGAGACUCCGUUGCACAUUGCAUCUCGAAAUGGUCACUUGGAGGUAGUACAGUUUCUGAUUAGUGAAGGCGCCAAUAUUAAUGCCGCUAAUGACCUAAAUAACACUCCAUUGCACAUUGCAACUCAAUAUGGUCACUUAGAGGCAGUGCAGAUUCUGAUUAGUGAAGGCGCCAAUAUUAAUGCUGCUAAUAUCUUAUAUUUGACUCCAUUGCACGUUGCUGCUCAAUGUUGUUACUUAGAGAUAGUGCAGCUUCUGAUUAGUAAAGGCGCCAAUGAUAAUGCUGUUGAACACAAAAUUACACCAUUGCACUUCGCAUCUGAAACUGGCUACUUGGAGGUUGUGCAGCUUCUAAUUAGUGAAGGCGCCAAUGUCAAUGCUGUUGAAUGGGCAAAUUUUACUCCGUUGCACGUUGCAUCUGAACAUGGCCACUUGAAGGUAGUGCAGUUUUUGAUUAGUAAAGGCGCCGAUGUCAAUGCCUCUAGUAACGAAAAUUGGACUCCAUUGCACAUCGCAUCCGGACAAGGCCACUCGAAAGUAGUAAAAUUUUUGAUUAGUAAAGGCGCAAAUGUCAAUGCCGUUGCAGAAAAAAAUUUGACUCCAAUGCACAUCGCAUCUCAAUAUGGCCGCUUAGAGGUCGUGCAGUCUUUGAUUAGUCGAGGCGCCAAAGUAAAUAUUGGCAAUAUUCAUAAUUGGACACCACUGCACUGUGCAACCUAUAAUGGCCACAAAAAUGUCGUCCAACUAUUGAUAAACAAAGGCGCAAAUCCUGAUGUAGCAAAUACCGAUAACAAGACGCCGAUGGACCUUGCUGUUGAGAAAGAAUAUAAAGAAAUUGUUGAACUACUGCAAACUCAAACAACCAAAUAA